GCCAAGGGUGAAUCUCUAAACCAGGAAGCUCUCUGGUGGGAUUUGAACAGGAGGAAUUUUGGGACCAUGGCUGCCAUAGAUGCUCUCCCUGAUCAGCUGCUGCUCAAAAUCCUUUCCUACGUCCCUCCAAAAGAGUUGGUUUACAUCUGUAGACUCGUCUGUCAGCAGUGGAAGGAGCUUGUGAAUGGACUAAACUUGCAAUCUCACAAUGAAGGUUUGCCAAAGGAAAGUCAAGCUAUAACAGAAGAAGAUUGGGAUGCAUUUUAUUUUUGCACGGCUGCAAAAAAGAAUCUAAUCAAGAAUCCAUGUGGAGAAGAGGAAUUCAACUUCUGGGAGUUGACAGAUAAUGAUGGGAAUGGCUGGAAAGUGGAAGAUCUUCCUGGAGACAGUGGGAAGCCCUUCCCCGAUCAAAACACCCAGAAAUAUUUUGUUACAUCUUUUGAAUGGUGUCGAAAAACUCAACUGGUUAACUUGGUCUCAGAAGGAUUUGACGCUGAGAAACUGGACAGUCUUCAACCCAGCAUCACUGUGAAGGACUGGUAUGCAGGGAGACAUGACUCAGGUUUUUUCUAUGAACUGCAUGUUGAACUUCUGUCUGAAGACAUGAGCAUGAUCCAGGAGUACAAGUCUGACGUGAUUCAGGUCCCCCAGUGGAGUGAUGCGGAAUGGAAGGAGAUAUCAAACACUUUCACCAACUAUGGGCCUGGUGUCCGCUAUGUGAGGUUCACACACGGAGGAAAGGACUCCCAGUUUUGGGGAGGAUGGUAUGGAGCCAGAGUCACCAACAGCACCAUCACUGUGGAGCAAUAA
Pristis pectinata (smalltooth sawfish) is the source of this 810-nucleotide messenger RNA. RefSeq names its product F-box only protein 2-like. Gene Ontology annotation, molecular function: protein binding; ubiquitin protein ligase activity. The record is from RefSeq and is a predicted model, not a curated record. NCBI's taxonomy places the organism in Eukaryota, Metazoa, Chordata, Chondrichthyes, Rhinopristiformes, Pristidae. Gene Ontology annotation, biological process: SCF-dependent proteasomal ubiquitin-dependent protein catabolic process; glycoprotein catabolic process. Gene Ontology annotation, cellular component: SCF ubiquitin ligase complex; cytoplasm.